Didymella exigua CBS 183.55 is the source of this 399-nucleotide messenger RNA. RefSeq lists its product as uncharacterized. Bases 1 to 399 code for a protein of 132 amino acids. The transcript has a single exon. The record is from RefSeq and is a predicted model, not a curated record. Gene Ontology annotation, molecular function: ribonucleoprotein complex binding; protein kinase activator activity; structural constituent of ribosome. Gene Ontology annotation, cellular component: cytosolic large ribosomal subunit. Gene Ontology annotation, biological process: cytoplasmic translation. NCBI's taxonomy places the organism in Eukaryota, Fungi, Ascomycota, Dothideomycetes, Pleosporales, Didymellaceae.
AUGUCUACAACCUCUUCUAUCGAUACCAACACGACUACCACCGCUGCCGCUCCUUAUAAAGUCAACCCCGAGCAAGCCGUUGCAUUUGCUACUCUGAUCCUCGCUGAUGAUAACCUCGUUGUCACACCCGGGAAGCUUCAGACUCUUCUCAAGGCCGCCGGCAUUACGGAGGUCGAGCCCAUCUGGACUAAGCUUUUCGCCGAUGCACUCAAAGGCAAGAAUAUCAAGGACAUCCUUACCGUAGUCGCCACUUCCAGGCCAGCUGGAGAUGAAGCCCUUGAUCAUGGCUGCGACUGUGAUGACCGCAAGAACGGCGCCUCUGAGCCUGAUGGUAUGGAUGUUAGGGCUGGCUCUGAUAGCGACGAGGAUGCCAUGUGCACAUUUGGAUUCUUCGAUUAG